This is a messenger RNA of Gopherus flavomarginatus (Mexican gopher tortoise), 1145 nucleotides long. RefSeq names its product nicotinamide N-methyltransferase-like. Gene Ontology annotation, cellular component: cytosol. Bases 73 to 870 code for a protein of 265 amino acids. The transcript is spliced from 3 exons. NCBI's taxonomy places the organism in Eukaryota, Metazoa, Chordata, Testudines, Testudinidae. The record is from RefSeq and is a predicted model, not a curated record. Gene Ontology annotation, molecular function: N-methyltransferase activity.
AGCGGAGGAACCCCUUAUUAACCCAGAUCAGGAACAGCCGGGCAGUUGAAGGUUUGCAAACUCAGAGAGAAAAUGGACCACAGUUGCCCUAACAAAGAAGCUUUUGAAUUCCAUUUUGAUCCAAAAGAGUGUUUGAAACCAUAUUCUUCCUUUGACUCCACAAGCAAUGAAAAAAAUGAUAUUUUGAUGUUUCUUCUGAGAAAUUUCUUUAAGACCUUCAUUUUGGAUGGCGUUAAAGGCAACACCCUGAUUCGUAUUGGUGCUCAGCCCACCAUUUACGAACUGCUGUCUGCCUGUGAGUCCUUCAAGGAGAUCAUUGUCACAAACCAUACGGAUCUGAGCUGCCAGGAAGUGCAGAAAUGGCUAAAGAAAGAGCCGGGAGCAUUUGACUGGACUCCGGUGGUGAAAUACGUGUGUGAGCUGGAAGAAGACAGGAAAAAGUGGGCUGAGAAGGAAGAGAAAUUACGAAGAACGGUCAAGCAGGUUCUGGAAUGUGAUGUCACCAAAUUCAACCCUGCGACCUUUGCCUCUCUGCCCCCUGCUGACUGCCUGCUCUUAAGCCAGUAUUUAGGAGCAAUUUGCAAAGACCUGAGUACCUACCGUGCUGCCCUGAAGACUGUCAGCUCCCUGUUAAAGCCAGGGGGUCAUUUGCUGAUGGUGACCACAAUGAAGUGUAGUCAUUUUGUAAUUGACCAGCACAAGUUUCCCUGCCUCUUUCUGGAGAAGGAGUGUCUGGAGGAAGCAGUGAAGGAGGCUGGCUUUGAUAUUUUGAAGUUUGAGAUGACUCCCAUAUGCUAUCCUAGUAGUUUGGUAGAGCAUGAGGGAGUCUCUUACCUAGUUGCUUCCAAAGGGAAAGGCAAAGAAGAUUAAAGAAAAAAAUACAUCAGCCCAAGGCAAGUAGAGAAGCAGAAUAGAUUAGCUGUAGAUGCUGGUAUAUCUGAAAAUCAAUGUGCGCUAUGGAGCUUCAAUGACCUCCAAGCACCUUGGAGAACCUGUUUGUUCAGGGUGCACUAGCCUGAACCCCUUCUUGUGCCACUAAAGCUGCCCUCAUCCCUGUCCUUUCCCAUUCAGAGCUGCCAUAAUAUCUCCCUGGCCUCCAACCCCACGGUGCUUUAUCCAGUGCAGCUGCACCCUCCCGGGCUUCA